AACGGUACCCCCCACCACCCACCUCCAUUUUACGGGCACUGUUUGUUUCUCCUCCGCAAUAGUUACUAAUAGAAAUAAGUGCAAAAUGGCUGUCUAACGUUGGGGAGCAGCGACCGCCGAGGAUCGUGGAAGUGUGCAUGGAAAGCGGCUCGCAGGACAGCGUGAGGAGCGCGUGAAAAUGUAGCAGGCACCCUGCCCAGCUUCUCUUUAUCGCGAACACGAAUAUCGGUGCGAAAGGAAAAACAAAAACCAAGGAAAAUACAGCCAAACGCGAAUGUGCAUGUGAAGCAAAAUUGCAGCGGUGCAGCCGACAUAGAAACGUGAUAAACCCCAGCGCAGGUCGACCGAUAAGUGGAGAAGACACCCAAAGCAACUGGCGACGAUAGGGGAUAUCUAUAUCUGACAUCUGGGAUAUAGAAACGACGCAUCCGGAGGACCCGGAGCGAGCAUGUCGCACGGUGGAGCCGGCGGCGGUCUGGGAGCUCAAACUGUUGGAGCCGGCCAACUUGGAGGCGGUGCAGCGGCAGCGGGCGGUGGAGAAUACCGCGAACUCCACUGGACGGUCUCGAGCGUCAUGGACUCGUCUCGGGUCUCCACCUGCCUCAUAUCGAUGCUGCUGAUCGUGUACGGCAGCUUCCGGUCGCUGAAUAUCGAGCAGGAGGCCCGCGAGCGGGAGCAGAAGAAGCGAAAUGAAUCGAUGACCAACCUGCUGACCGGCGAGCCCGUCGAGAAGGAACCAAAUCUCUAUUUCACAGCGGACAAGUUCGCCACCCUGGACACGAUGCAUGCCCUGUGCCUGCCCCUCGGAGCUUCCAUCUCGCUGCUCAUCAUGUUCUUCUUUUUCGACUCCAUGCAGCUGCUCUUCGCCGUCUGCACAGCGAUCAUUGCUACCGUGGCGCUGGCCUUCCUGCUGCUGCCCAUGUGCCAGUACAUCAUCAGGCCCUGCACGGAUGGCAAGCGGUUCUCCUUCGGGAUCUGUGGUCGCUUCACGGCGGCGGAGCUCUUCAGCUUCACGCUGUCAGUGUCGAUUGUGUGCAUCUGGGUGCUCACCGGGCACUGGCUGCUGAUGGAUGCAAUGGGAAUGGGCCUGUGCGUGGCGUUCAUUGCGUUCGUGCGGCUGCCCAGCCUGAAGGUGUCCACGCUGCUGUUGACCGGCCUGCUCAUCUACGACGUCUUCUGGGUGUUCCUCUCCUCGUACAUCUUCAGCACCAACGUGAUGGUCAAGGUGGCCACGCGACCCGCCGACAAUCCAGUGGGCAUCGUGGCCAGAAAGCUGCACCUGGGCGGCAUUGUGCGGGACACACCGAAGCUGAAUCUGCCCGGCAAGCUGGUGUUCCCCAGCCUCCACAACACGGGCCACUUCUCCAUGCUGGGACUGGGCGAUGUGGUGAUGCCGGGACUGUUGCUGUGCUUCGUCUUGCGGUAUGAUGCGUACAAGAAGGCGCAGGGCGUCACCUCGGAUCCCACGUUGUCGCCGCCCCGGGGAGUUGGCUCCCGGCUGACAUACUUUCAUUGUUCCUUACUGGGCUAUUUUUUGGGCCUGCUAACGGCGACGGUGAGCUCCGAGGUCUUCAAGGCGGCUCAGCCCGCGCUGCUGUAUCUGGUGCCCUUUACGUUAUUGCCGCUCUUGCUGAUGGCCUAUCUGAAGGGCGACCUGCGGCGCAUGUGGAGCGAGCCGUUUAUCGCGCAACAACCAUCAAAACAACUGGAAGUCUGAGUGUACUCUAUCUAAAAGCAAAGAAAAACAAACAACAAACAAGAAACACCGUGAAGAACACACACAAGAUCUAAUACUAACGUUUGUCUCUUAAAUAACGUAUUGAGUAUGGUAUUUUUUAACUCAACUUAACUUAGUUUCGUUUUAAGUUAGGUGAUCCUCGUUUUCAUAGUGAAAUAAAAGCAAACCGAGUAAUUAUAGUUUCUAGCCUAAGCGGAAAGGUUUUAUAUAUUCACAUAUAUAUACGUCAUACGAGAGUUCAUUCAAAUCGGCUUUAAAGUCUCCAAUCAUGCAGAUAAUUAGCGAGUAGAGCGAAGAUCAAGCGAAGCAUUAGUUGCAGUUCAUAGGCGUUACGAGUAACUCUGUAAACGAUAGCGAAAAGACUAGAAUGAGGACCGUUCGAGAUUCGAAUUUCAACAAAACCAACCACACACAUCCACUCGAAAUCUGUUCCGGGCAGUAUGUUCUGUAAAUACUUAAGUUAUGGAUAUGUACGUAUGUGUAUUGACACAAAACCACCAUGCAACAAAUAAUAGUUAGUAAGCUCGCCUUCAUACCACAUUUACUCGCUAUCCGUUUCCGUUUCGCACGCCCAUUUCCGUCCUUCGAUUCCCGCGGUUUUUCACCACAAAUUUCCCCCUCACGACCAUGAACGAUGUUUUGCCAAAAUGCAUGUGUUCGUUGCAAACAAUAAGUAAAAGCUAGACAACAACUGUUGCGCUGCGUGCGUUUCACAAAAUUAAGUUUCAAGAAUUUUAAUUAUUUACUAUUAAUGCAGCUAACAAUAAACAAUUACUGUAUGCAUAUGGAAACGAUAGUUACAUAAUAAUUUUAAGUAAAUGCAAUUUCGAAACGUAUAGAAACAAUAAAGAUGUGAGAUUUAAACAAA
Messenger RNA from Drosophila biarmipes, 2606 nucleotides. It is a transcript of the gene SppL, whose product is annotated as signal peptide peptidase-like 3. The transcript has 7 exons. The record is from RefSeq and is a predicted model, not a curated record. Gene Ontology annotation, biological process: membrane protein proteolysis. Gene Ontology annotation, molecular function: aspartic endopeptidase activity, intramembrane cleaving. Gene Ontology annotation, cellular component: Golgi-associated vesicle membrane; cytoplasmic side of endoplasmic reticulum membrane; lumenal side of endoplasmic reticulum membrane. Lineage: Eukaryota; Metazoa; Arthropoda; Insecta; Diptera; Drosophilidae. The coding region runs from base 449 to 1717 and encodes 422 amino acids.